UAGUUGUACGUCCAGCUUGCUCCAAACAAAACAGAAGUGAACUACGAAUUGUAGUAUAAUUUCGAAAACUGUGAUAGUCUUUCCCUGCUUUGCUAUUUCCAACAGCACCAAAACUAACUUGCUCAGUACACAGUUCACUUUCUCUAUUCCACCAUCUGUGAAUUGGACUAACCGAUGAAGAUAGUAGAUGUUUAUCUGACCGAGUUGCCGAUUGCAAUGUUAUUGUAGAGCGUCUCAAUCUAUGAAAAAUACUCAGUAGUUCCCGGCUGAUGUAGAAUGACUACAGCCAUAGUCAGCUGGGAGAGCUAAGAUCUGGCCGCUUGCCUUCCACUGAGCUGCCGACCGUUUGGGACUGACUACCUGCUCGGGGUAGAGUGAUCACUCCGAAGGUUUUGCGUGGUAUUAGAGAAUUCAUCAUGCCGAGGCAGACACGCUCAACAUGCAUUCUUCUCGACCUUUGUACUCGCUGCUUCACGGGAUUCCCAGUCAUUUUUGUCGUGUGUCUACUGCUGUGGGCUUUCUAUGCCUACAAUGUUGUGCUAUGCGGUCAGCUGAUUGAUUCAAUAGCAGAACGAGUUCUCUUGGGAACGGCAUUUUCCACCCUGUGGGUGAUGGUGCUUCUAUCGUACUAUCGCGCCAUCAACACACCGGCCGGAGAACCUCCUGCACAGUUUCGCUUGUCGGAUGCGCAGAUUGCGGAGUACGAUGCCCUGAGCCAGGACGACAAGUCUGCGGAGUUGGACGCCAAAGCCGAGUACAUCAAUGCGUUGGGUUCCAAGCUGCCGAUAUCCACCCGCCUUCCCAAUGGAAAUAUUCGCUACUGUGUGCCAUGUGGUCUCAUCAAGCCGGACCGCUCCCAUCACUGUUCCAUGUGCAGAACAUGUGUUCUGAAGAUGGACCAUCACUGUCCUUGGGUGAACAACUGCGUCGGAUUUGGCAACUACAAGUUCUUCGUCCUGUUUUUGUCGUACACGACACUCUUCUGCCUGUACACCGUGUGCUCAGUGCUGCCAACUUUCAUAGCAUCUUGGGGUGACAUGGGAUUCGGCAACCAUCACCGAAGUGGAUCUCACGGCACAAACACCACCGACGCAGCGGACGCCGGCCUGAACACGUCUCAGCGUCUGCAGAUCAUCUUCCUCUUCUUCCUGGCGGCCGUGUUCAGUUUCAGCGUGGCGUUCCUGGACUUCUUUCACAUCUACUUGACGCUGACGAAUCACACCACCCUGGAACAAGGCCGCCCUGUCCACCUGGUGCAUGGAAAGGAUGCGAAUGCAUACGAUCAGGGCUAUCGGCGCAAUGUUCAACAGGUUCUGGGCAGGGACACGCUCUUCUGGUUCUUGCCCAUCGGCUCGGGGGUGGGCAACGGCUACGAGUUUCCGCUGCGAAAAGACCAUGCUGGCCGCAGCGAAGGCGACAGUCUGCUUGCAUGCGGCGAGCAAAAUCCUGUCUCUGGCGAUGAAAGCGAUCGUGUCUAGGGCUUACCAAGCGAUCGUGUCUAGGGUCUAGGGCUUACCUUGGAUACUGGUGAUGAUUGUAGUUUCUUCUUCGGGAAUCCUUUUUCAUUUCUUCGUGUAUUCUCCGAUUGCGGGCUCAGUAUACCUUUGGUGUUUUUUUUCACUCUGUCCUGGUAUAUCUUCAUGGGUACCAGUUUGCUGUUUCACUUUUUGUUUAUCUUGCCGUCGCUCUCUGGAGAGGUACGUUUCUGGUCUCCAUUGCACGCCGUGCACAUUUCUUCAGUUAGAAGCCAUCAGAACUGAGAUUCUAAACAUUCUGCCCUACACACUGCUUGUGCACUCAACGUUCACCAAUUUCUAUUUUACUUGAUGCAGUGUUGGCUUUGUUCGAACCUGGCUGCCCCGGCCGCAGUAAGCUAUUUUUAAUCAAUGUGGUAGCCCGCUGACCUAACCCCGGCAGGUGUUAUUCUAACAACCACAUUCACAUUCACACACAGGUAACUCACUGCACGCGCGAGUGCUGCGUUAACACUUUUCAAGCUAUGCUAGGCAACUGUUGUACUAUGUAUUAUCAAGGGGAUUAUGUACUCUUGGUAUUAUCAAGACUGAAAUUUCCUGUCGAUUACAUUUUUGAUAUGUGUUAAUUUGAACAUAAUAUUAUGCAUAAUGCCGUUUAUUAUUAUUUUUUAAAUUUUACCUUUAUUAUUUUUUCGGCAACGCAGAUGAUGAUGAUGAUGAUUAUGCUAGGUGAGCUUUUCAUGCAUUUAAGUUUUCCUUGACCUACCCGGUACAUGUAGUGCACUGCAAUGCCCUAUUAUGUCAAAUAAGACUUGUCAGUUAUGCCUAA
Molecule: messenger RNA, 2304 nt
Organism: Sycon ciliatum
Lineage: Eukaryota; Metazoa; Porifera; Calcarea; Leucosolenida; Sycettidae
Product: palmitoyltransferase ZDHHC15A-like
Exons: 11
Coding region: 417-1478 (353 amino acids)
Molecular function (GO): palmitoyltransferase activity
Source: RefSeq, a predicted model, not a curated record